This is a messenger RNA of Coregonus sp. 'balchen', 20847 nucleotides long. The record is from the annotation of a GenBank genome assembly. NCBI's taxonomy places the organism in Eukaryota, Metazoa, Chordata, Actinopteri, Salmoniformes, Salmonidae.
UCUCAUCUAUCUCUCUCUCGCCUCCUCAUCAUCCCCUCCUUAGCAGCAGUGGAAUGAGCAGACUGAGGCGGGGAGAUGCCUUACGUGGAUCGGCAGAACCGGAUCUGUGGCUUCCUGGACAUCGAGGAGAAUGAGAACAGCGGCAAGUUCCUCCGACGCUAUUUCAUCCUGGACACCAGGGAGGGUAGCCUGGUGUGGUACAUGGACAACCCACAGGUAGGGCAGCAGGGGAGUACACACACACACACAGAAGCAGACAGAUGCAGACACAUGCACACAGAACAGACACACACACACACACACCCUGGGAGGUGUAGUUCUUGACUACAUACAUUUCGCAGUGGAUAUCAUGAGUUGGGCUAUGAUGCUCUCACUACCCUCAACAGUCAUCAUUCUAUAAUGUCUGUGUGCUUAACACAUGCAUUUAGGCUGAUGUCAUUACUUGAAUGGGCAGCAGCUGAAACGGACUCAUGUACUUACUGUAUGCACUGUAGUAGGACAGUAGCAGUAGGAUGGAUUGAAUAGCUGCUUGUGUUUGGACUGACCUAAUCUCAUAAAGUGUUGGACUGGAUUGAUCUGUCUGGUCUGGCCAGACCACUCUGAGCCAUCAAGAAGAAAUGUGUGUGUCAUCCGCUGGGGAGAUGAUGUUACGUCUGGGAUAACCGAGUCCAGUUACAGGUCUGCCCAGCCGUCCGUUGGUCCAUUCGUCCGUCUACCAUCUCUUGUGAUGUGUGUAGGUCUCAUGACCGGCUCAUGAGCAACUUAAUCUCUGAACUUCUCCUGGCAUUUUACGCUCCUGCUAUAUAAGGUAUAGCUGCUUUACAGUUGGCACUGUAUGAUAGGAGAGUAGUGCUCUAUAGCAGGGGUACUAUUUGAGAAGGUCCGGUCACACAAAUUUCCUUGGUGGCAAAGGUCCGGAUGGAUAAUGUAAUUUAUCGGUUUAGUAACAAACCCCCACCUCGCAACCCAUGCGACCCCAAACUGUUCACACCACUCGUGCUGGCGGAGAGAAAAUGUUGCAGUGGUCCUUUGUAGCUCAAUUGGUAGAGCAUGGCGCUUGUAACGCCAGGGUAGUGGGUUCGAUCCCCGGGACCACCCAUACGUUAAAAAAAAUUAUGCACGCAUGACUGUAAGUCGCUUUGGAUAAAAGCGUCUGCUAAAUGGCAUAUUAUUAAAGCUAAUUUCCGGCAAUUCUACACAUUUUGCAUGGGGCAGAGAUUUAUUUUGCUGUUUUAAAGCUAAUUUCCUGCAAUUAUAUGCAUUCUUCCAUGUCUUAUGUAUGUUUAUGUGAUACCGAGGUCGAAGCCCGACCGAGUAAAAAUAUGAAUACAAAUCUUGUAAACCUGAUGUAGAUGCUAACCAAUCAAUCAAACAUAGGUGUAAACAGAAAACACUCUCCUGAGAAUGCUGCUUUGCAGCCAUUUAAAUGCACGUCAUCUUGUUUGGUUGGGAGUGGGAGCUCAGUGAGGAAUAAUUGUACAAAGACAUACUUGGUCAUGCCCCCCAAAAAUAUAUCAUUUAUUGAUGCUGCCCUGGGCUCUGAAUUAUUUAAUUCAGUUUAGUUUCCAUCUCCUUCUCCAAGACCUGCUAAAAGUUUAAUGCUUCAUCACUGUUGAAUUUCUUUGAUUCUCAGACGGUCUUCAGACUCUGUGUCACUCAAGUUCUAUUCUCCUCUGAAACUUCUUUAGCUGUCCCUUUGAUUUCCUUUUCUACCACUGUCCUAUUUAAGCACUUUGUUACAUUGUUUUCAGGUUUGCAAUCUCACAAUUUCUCUCAAUCCUUCUCUCUCUUCUCUCUCUCUGUCUCAUGUUUAGAACCUGCCCAAAGGAGCUGAACAUGUUGGCUCCCUCAAACUCUCCUAUAUCUCCAAGGUCAGUCAAGUUGUCCAAUUAUAUCCUGUCUGACAGACACAGACAUGGCAAACCACAGUCUUAGGUGUGAACAUCCACUGUUUCCCCUAGUUUUUUAUUUAUUUGGUGGUGGCAACAGUCGUGGGGAGGGGUGGGGGUAGUAAUGGCCGUGGUCAGCCCAUUGGCGAAGUUGAAAUAAGUCCGGAUUUGGUGGCAGAGAGAAAAAUUUGCAGUUUUUCAGUUCAUUUCCUAUACUUCUAUAAAUGUUUCCAUGGAGCGGAUACAUUUUUUUUUAGUUUGAAAGCAAAUUGGGGCACCUGGGCAUGUGCCCUGCGUGCCCUGUCAGUAAUCCAGCCAUGACAAAAAUACUCCUAAAUUCUUAUUUAUUUUUAAUUCUCCUUGACUGUCUAGCUUUUAUUUAUGGGGUUUUAUAGUUCUUAAAGAUUAUAUUAUUAAACAAUAUAUAGGUAUAUAUAUAUUCUACAUACUUUCUGUUUAGUCAUUUAAGGUUACACUGAAAUUGUUUUUCUAUCCUGAAAAUAAAUAACAGCGGUGGUGUGCAUUUAGCAGCGAUCGGGUGCCGCUGAUAAAUGCAUAUAGGGGAAACAUUAACAUCUGGCCCACUUUCACUCAUUGUCUUCCUCUCUCUCUAUCACGCUCUCUCCUAGGUGAGUGAUGCCACUAAACUGCGACCAAAGGCAGAGUUCUGCUUCGGUAAGUCCUACAACCUCUGAAUUUGAUACAGUGAUCCAAGAACCAAAAGUUUGCGACACUUGAUGGUGGUUUAUAUGUGUAUGAGUACUGCAUGUUUUGGCUAGUGCAGUGGUAAGUAUUGUCUCUUAAGGUUGGCACUGGUUGGUGGCAUUGUGCUGUCUGAGGGGGCUGUGAAGGAGGAAGCAGUGGGGGGCACUGGGGAGGGAGCGUUGGCGGGUUGGGGGUAGGCUUGUAGCAAGGAGACCCCUGACCUUCAGCUAUUGUUCAUCAACGUAGAACGGACAGACAAACUGUAGGGGGCUUUGUCAACUCAUCCCCAGGGGAUUCAAACGAGAAACCAGGGCCUCUUAACGUGUGCUUUACACGCACACACACACACACAAACACACACACACACAAUACUUGGUGUCUUCAGUGUCAUUCUCUCAGGGCCCCUUCAUACUAAUUGGACUAGAAUUAGAUUGUUCACUAAGGUGGAUGAGGUAAGCCCCCCCCCCCCCCUCCCGUCUCGUCUCCAUACAGCUCAUAGAUGGUAGCCAGUAAAUGCACUGCUCACCUGUCCCCUCCUUACACAGUCUCCCUUUCCCUACCCUCCUCCCUCCCUACGUUGCGGGGGUUUGGAUGGGACAGUUUCCUAUAUGACUUGCUGUUGUUCAACAGGCCGUUUGUCCCUCAGCGGCCCCAGUCAGGAGUAUAGCUCCCCCACACUCAAUAGAAGGAAGCGGUAGGAUGACCCGCCGGUGACCGCAAAGCGCUGGCUCGACCCAAGCAUGUCAUUGGAUGAGGGGAGUGUCAGGGUUGGGCGGCGGUAGGGGGGUCUCGCGCUUUCCUAUUUUUUGCCUAGUUAUUUGCAUGAUCCAGAUCCACUUUUGGAUUCCUCCCCCAAUAGUCCCAUCAAUCUAUUCCGCCACUACACAGCUUCGUGUUGUGACUGCAGUCUCAGGACUAGCUACCUGAAUGUCGAGGUUAACCUACCUCAGCCCUGACUGAGUCUAACAUAUGGCCCUGUGUGUGUGUGUGUGUGUGUGUGCGUGUGCAUUUGUGUGUGGGUUGAUGUGCUCUGGUGAAGCAUUGUGAGGCGCAUAGAGAAACUGAGACAUUGAGUGGGAAGGUGGAAGACAGAUAUGAGUGUACAAAACACUAGGAACACAUGGUCUUUCCAUGACAUAGACUGACCAGGUGGUUCCAGGUUAAUGCCAUGAUCCCUUAUUGAUGUUACUUGAUAAAUCCACUUCAAUUCAAAUGGCUGUGAUAGGAGAAAACUGAGGAUGGAUCAACAACAUUGUAGUUACUCCACAAUACUAACCUAAUUGACAAAGUGAAAAGAAGGAAGUCUGUACGGAAUAAAAAUAUUGCAAAACAUGCAUCCUGUUUGCAAUAGCACACUAAAGUAAUACUGCAAAAAAUUUGGCUAAGAAAUUGACUUUUUUGUCCCGAAUACAAAGAAAUUUGUUUUGGGGAAAAUCCAACACAACACAUCACUGUGUACCACUCUUCAUAUUUUCAAUCAUGGUGGUGGCUGCAUCAUGUUAUGGAUAUGCUCGUCAUCGGCAAGGACUAGGUCAUUUUUUUGGAUAAAAAUAAACGGAAUAGAGCUAAGCACAGGCAAAAUCCUAGAGGAAAACCUGGUUCAGUCUGCUUUCCAACAUAUACUGGAAGACAAAUUCCCCUUUCAGCAGGACAAUAACCUAAAACUCAAGACCAAAUAUACACUGGAAUUGCUUACCAAGACGACAUUGAAUGUUCCUUAGUGGCCUAGAUGCAGUUUUGACUUAAAUCGGCUUGAAAAUCUAUGGCAAGACUUGAAAAUGGCUGUCUUGCAAUGAUCAACAACCAACUUGACAGAGCUUGAAGAGUUUAAAAAAGAAUCAUGUGCAAAUAUUGUACAAUCCAGGUGUUCAAAGCUCUUAGAGAGCUGCCAAAGGUGAUUCUAACAUGUAUUGACUCAGGGGGUUGAAAACAUAUCUAAUCAAGAUAUUAGUUUUUUAUUUUCCAUUAAUCUUUUAAAAUAAUUAUAAUUUUUCUUCCACUUUGACAUUAGAGUAUUUUGUGUAGAUCGUUGAAGAAAAAAAAAUACUAUUAAGUCCAUUUUAAUCCCAAUUUGUAACACAACAAAAUGUGGAAAAAGUAAAGGGGUGUAUCACUUCAGUAUCACUGCACAUUGUAAAUAUGGUACUCGAACUGACUGACCCUGUAUAAUAUAGUAUCCUUACUUACUUUUUUCUUAUGUUAUUUUUAGUAUUACAUUGUUAUUGAUUACUGCAUUGUUCGGUUUAGAGUUUGCAGGAAAGCAUUUCACUGUACUUGUGCACGUGACAUUAACACUUGAAACUUGAAUGCUUUCUGAAGGCAUGGGCGAGAGGGCCACAUUUCACGUAUUUGUCCACUUUGGGGUGGCAAAGUCGAAUAAUGAUUUUCAUUAAGGUCCAUGUCUAUGGGAUAUAUUUUGGUAUGAUAGCCAUUUAUCGGAGGUAGCUAAAUGUGGAGGUAGCUAAAAUCUCUGCAUUAUGUUAUGACCCUUAGUUGGGCCAACAGGAUCAGGGUAAGAAAUGCAAUAUUGUAUUAUCAGGGAACAAUCUUCUCAAACUAAGGCAAUCUGAUAUGUUAUUAACUUCAUAAUUCAACUCAUAUUAAGGUAUGAAACAACUGGAAUGGUAAUGACAUCUCUAUGGGCCCACCUUGGGGGGUCAAAGGUCAUACCAAAGGUCAUACAUGUAUGCAUUUUGGGGUAUAUUGAGCCAGAAUGGACACUAUUGGGAUGUGCUCUAUUAACAAAUGGUACCCUAGAUGAUAACUACACCAAAUUUCACACAGAAAUGGAGACCCAUUGGGGAAGUAAUUUUUUGCUAUAUAGAGUCAUCAACGAUUUUGUCUAUAAUCAGUCCCAGCAGCCUAUUUUCAAGAUGGCAGCCAUUCAUUUCAAUGGGAAGGAACUGCAUAAAUAAUUGGUGUAAUAAGACCAAUAAUGGCUUAACAUGUGUUACAAUGAGGACAACCCAAAAUGAUGGCCCAAACAUGUCAGUUAUAUGUAUUUAGCCAAAUAUUACCAGAAUUGUGGUACAAAUAUGCCAAAAAAGCUGUCCGAAAUAGUUUUGUAGAUGUUUCAAAUACACUGAGUGUACGAAACAUCAAGAAAUGUGAUGUGAAACCUGCCCUGUGCAUUGCACCCUAGAUAAAAUCCCAUAGGAAUGCAUUAUGUACAGGUAACCCAUUUUCGCAAAAUACCUUCAUAAUGAGUGCACCAAACUCUACAUAAAGCUAGGAAAAGUCUAAACAGUGAUGCCUAGCUAUUGCUGAUUUAACAAUAGGGUACACAACUCUGCCUAGGUCAGCAUCCCGGAGUCGCCUCUUCACUGUUGAUGUUGAGACUGGUGUUUUGCAGGUACUAUUUAAUGAAGCUGCCAGUUGAGGACCUGUGAGGCGUCUGUUUCUCAACCUAGACACUCUAAUGUAUUUGUCCUCUUGCUCAGUUGUGCACCGGGGCCUCCCACUCCUCUUUCUAUUCUGGUUAGAGCCAGUUUGCGCUGUUCUGUGAAGGGAGAAGUACACAGCGUUGUACAAGAUCUUCAGUUUCUUGGCAAUUUCUCGCAUGGAAUAGCCUUCAUUUCUCAGAACAAGAAUAGACUGACGAGUUUCAGAAGAAAGUUAUUUGUUUCUGGCCAUUUUGAUCCUGUUAUCGAACCCACAAUUGCUGAUGCUCCAGAUACUCAACUAGUCUCAAGAAGGCCAGUUUUAUUGCUUCUUUAAUCAGCACAACAGUUUUCAGCAGUGCUAACAUAAUUGCAAAAGGGUUUUCUAAUGAUCAAUUAGCCUUUUUAAAAUGAUAAACUUGGAUUAGCAAACACAACGUGCCAUUGGAACACAGGACUGAUGGUUGCUGAUAAUGGGCCUCUGUAUGCCUAUUUAGAUAUUCCAUAAAAAAUCAGCCGUUUCCAGCUACAAUAGCCAUUUACAACAUUAACAAUGUCUACACUGUAUUUCUGAUCAAUUUGAUGUUAUUUUAAUGGACAAAGAAAAUGCUUUUCUUUCGAAAACAAGGACAUUUCUAAGUGACCCCAAACUUUUGAACGGUAGUGUAUAUUAUAGUUAUGCAGUUAACACAACCAAUUUAGCCAGGUUUGCAAAAUAUAUAAUCUUUGUAAAAUAUUAGCAAAAUUGUUCCUAAAAUGUGCCCAAAACUCUGUUUUUAGUCCGUAUUUACAUCCCUAAUUUCUAUAUUUUAUUUUAUUUUCAAGUAAUUAGCAAUGGAUCUAUAAUAUUAAUAAAGGGUCUUUCACUGGUUUGUAGUGAUUAUAAUGAUAUACAAUAUUAUUCCAUAUUGUUAAAUAUAAAUCUGUCUUCAAUCCUGUCAUAUACACUGCAUUCCAACAUAACAUUCUAGCAAACCGCCUGAUGAUGAGGCCAUCAACUUACAUAGCUGGUGAGGUGUUAAAGCCUUAGGUUUAUAGCCUUUAUAGAUGGUGUCUAGUUACACUGUUUAUGGAAAAUAGUAUAUUUUAUUAUAGGGCCACUGAAAUAUGUAUUGAUUAGUUGCUGCUGGGGGUUGUCGAGGGCAUCAGCAAUGGUCCAAUUGCUAAAAGGCUGGAUUUUUUCUAAUCACCAAUUGCAUAAUUUCUAUUAAAUUUGUUAACCAGCCACUGAACUAAUGGCUACAAAAUGAUUAGGUAACAUAUUUCAUUAAAUAACUUGUAAGGUUAGAGAGCAUCAUUUAAAAAUCAUGAUAGUCAGGGACAGAAGAGAUUAUAAUUGCCAAUGUUCCUUUUUAGAGAUCAUUUAUGUUUACCUAAAUCUUUGUGUUAACUUGAUGGGAUAACUCAACAAAUGACAGAGCACACCUUUAACAUGCUGGCCAUUGCUAUACAACAGACUAUUACACAUGGCAACUAUAAAACUAAUAUUCUACCAGAUUUGGAUCACUUGGACUUGUAUUAUUUCUCAGUAUGACGAAUUUCCCUAAAACAAUUACGUAGUUCUGCUUUUUGUAACAUUAUUGCUUCAAUGAUGAGUCAGUCUAGGUAGAUCAUUAGAUCUGAUGGCAAAUAUUUACCAAAUUCCAUGGUUUUUAAGAUGUGAAUCACCCAAUACAAUGUUCCAUUGUUGUUUGAAACGGUCAUUUUCAAUGGAAAUGUUUACAUUCCAACUUGUCUCAACAUUCCUUUAUCAGCCUGUGAGCAUUCUAUUGCAUAGACUCCCAUACAACAAGAUAUAGAAAAGUGUGAAAAACUAAAAAAGUGAAUAUUUUGGAGUGGCUAUCAUAUUUGAAUACCAUCAAACAUUUUUAUGCUGGCCCAUGGACUAAUAGGUUGCUAUUUGGGAUGCAUAGAAAGUUCUCUCUGGAUUCUGAACUUGGGAUUCAGUCGAGCACUGUAAACAGCAUUAUAUUCUCUGAGUGUCAGACUAGUUGAAAUAUGUUACAGAGAUGCAUAGUUCAACUCUCCCAAUGGGCCUAACUGACAGAACUGCUACUGUUCCCUUUUUGAAAACUGACCGCAAAUCUCUCUCUCUCUCUCUCUCUCUCUCUCUCUAUUACCCUCUAUUUCUCCCUCCCUCCUUUAUCUCUCUCUCUCUCUCUCUCUCUCUCUCUCUCUCUCUCUCUCUCUCUCUCUCUCUCUCUCUCUCUCUCUCACUCUCACUCUCACUCUCACUCUCACUCUCACUCUCUCCCUCUCUCUCUCUCCCAAGUCAUCAAUGCCGGUAUGAGGAAGUUCUACCUCCAGGCCAAUGAUCAGCAGGAUCUGGUAGAGUGGGUCAACGUGCUCAACAACGCCACCAAGAUCACAGUGAGUGCCCUGCCCCAUCACCUGUAGCACUUUGUCACAACCCAUACAGUGCCACCUCCUGUAGUACAAGACUGUUUCCAUCUCAACCCCUCUGGAAAGGAUCUGUUAUUCAGAAUGAGGAUGUGUUAUCCCAUUUCAGCUAGCGUGAGUAGAAGUUUAUAGAAUAAGAAGGGUGUGAUGGAGGAGGAUGACAAGACAGGGCAUACCUCGCAUGUGUCUACUGUCAAGUCAGCAGGGGAGAGAAAUACAUUAUGAAACGCUCAUUGCACACAGUGUUAUGGUCUGCUGGGUCCAGGAGCCCAUGUCUGUCUCCUAGAAGGCAUCCAAACCCCUCUGGACAGGGGAUCAUUUCCCUUAGUGCAUCACCGAGGGACAGAACAGCGAGAGUGGCUUACUCUGCUCCUCUCCCUCCCCUCUGACUAGCCGUCGCAUACAUAAUAAUAAGCAUACAUGCAUGCACACAUACACACAUACACACAGACGCAUGCAAGCAAACACAGGCAGGCACGUACACACACACACUUGCCUUGCACAAACACACGCACAUAGGCACGCAUGCACACACACACACACACACACACACACACACACACACACACACACACACACACACAGACCAGAGAAGGCAGGACAAAGGGGAAUGCGAGUGUUGUGAGUCAUGGACUGUCUCUACAGAUUUGAGGGCUUCUGAAAAUAACGCUCUCCCUUUGAAAAGGCAGUGCAGGGACAGAACAGAACUGUGUGCCUAUGGAUCAGCUUUCACAAAGAUUCAGUGGAGAGGAUGUUUCACUCCAAUGCCUCUUCAACCACAUCCAUGUAUGGGGAAGGGACUGGGCGUUGAGUAUAUUAACGUAAUAAUAAACUUUAUAAUAAAUUCACGGUACGCAUAGUUUGAAGAGACUUCAAUACAGUGUUGUAGUCUUUAUUGAGUUAUAUCCUGCUGCUGACAGACUAAAAAACAGUCUCACUGUUACACAACAAGGUCCCAUACACAAACACACACACACUGUCGGGCAUACAGGGGGCCCUACUACACACACACUCCAUAUAUUGUGCCACACACUGCUAUUAAUAGACAGAUGGCUGUCAAUGUUUGACUGUGUAUGUGUGCACUGGAGUGUGAGCCCUGGCCUUAGCAGGAGCACUAGUGGGGGGGGGAUGCCUGCGGGCUACACACACACACACACACACACACACAUCAAUCAAUGACCACAGUGUAGCAGUGGCUCUCUGAAGCCCCCAGGCUAGAGUUGAUGGAAAAUACACUAACAAGCAGGCAGGGAGUACAUCAUAUCACUACAGAGACUGCAGAGGGACACAUCUAACAAGGUAUUCGAGCAUGUUGUCCACUCUGCUGGUCCUGGACUCCUGGCUCCUGAUGCACUCUGGGAGUUGAUGUUUAUUUAAAGUGGCGCAGUGGUCUAAGGCACUGUAUCACAGCAGUGCUAGCUGUGCCACUAGAGAUCCUGGUUCGAAUCCAGGCUCUGUUGUAGCCGGCCGCGACCGGGAGACCCAUGGGGCGGCACCCAGCGUCGUCCAGGGUAUGGGAGGGAAUGGCCGGCAGGGAUGUAGCUGAGUUGGUAGAGCAUGGCGUUUGCAACGCCAGGGUUGUGGGUUCGAUUCCCACGGGGGGCCAGUAUGAUUUUUUUUAAAAUAAUGUAUGCACUCACUAACUGUAAGUCGCUUCAUGGGUAUGACGCUACAAGCUUGGCACACCUGUAUUUGGAGAGCUCUGGAUAAGAGCGUCUGCUAAAUGACUAAAAUGUAAAUGUAAUAUUCCAGGUGCCAAAGUCGGGGGAUGGCCAGCCCAGUGCAGAGAUGCCUCAGGAGGUGCUGGGUGCCAUGAAGCAGAUCUCCUAUAAGACCGAGAUCAUAGGAGGGGUACCCAUCAUCACUGCCACACAGGUAAGGAAGGAUCACCAGUCUGGCCCAGCAAUUAACGAACCCUAACCUUGCCCACUCAUAUGAACAUGAGUAGGGUUGCAAAAAUUCAAGUAACUUUAAUAAAAUUAUAAUGUUUUCCAAAAGUCCCGGUUGGAAUAUUCCUGGAAUCAAGAAGGAAUAAGCAGGAUAUCCAGGAUUCCUUCACCCAGGAUUUCUGGAAAAAGUGGGACAUUUCUGGAAUUUUGGGAGAGUUACCGAAAAUGUGCAAUCCUAAACAGAAGGUCAUCUGCUCAGUUGUGGCUUGGAACAGUUCAGUCAAAUCUGUCAAGUGUGGUUUCGGACAGUUACAAGUAACUUGAUUUCAGCCAUGUUAACCAGGUAAAUACAGUGCAUUUGGAAAGUAUUCAGACCCCUUGACUUUUUCCACAUAGUGUUACGUUACAGCCUUAUUCUAAAAUGGAUUACAUUUUUCCCCCUCAUCAAUCUACACACAAUACCCCAUAAUGACAAAGCAAAAACAGGUUGUUAUACAUUUUUGCAAAUGUAUAAAAAAAACAGAAAUAUUACAUUUACAUAAGUAUUCAGACCCUUUCAUCAGUACUAUGUUGAAGCACCUUUGGCAGCGAUUACAGCCUCGAGUCUUCUUGGGUAUGACGUUACAAGCUUGGCACACCUGUAUUUGGAGAGUUUCUCCCAAUCUUCUCUGCAGAUCCUCUCAAGUUCUAUCAGGUUGGAUAGGAAGCGUCGCUGCACAGCUAUUUUCAGGUCUCUCCAGAGAUGUUCGAUCGGGUUCAAGUCCGGGCUCUGGCUGGGCCACUCAACGACAUUCAGAGACUUGUCCCGAAGCCACUCCUGCGUUGUCUUGGCUGUGUGCUUAGGUUCGUUGUCCUGUUGGAAGGUCAACCUUCGCCCCAGUCUGAGGUCCUGAGCGCUCUGGAGCAGGUUUUCAUCAAGGAUCUCUCUGUACUUUGCUCCGUUCUUCUUUCCCUCGAUCCUGGGAAAAGAAGUCCCUGCCGCUGAAAAACAUCCCCACAGCAUGAUGCUGCCACCACCAUGCUUCACCGUAGGGAAGGUAUUGGCCAGGUUAUGAGCUGUGCCUGGUUUUCUCCAGACGUGACGCUUGGCAUUCAGGCCAAAGAGUUCAAUCUUGGUUUUAUCAGACCACAGAAUCUUGUUUCUCAUGGUCUGAAGAGUCCUUUAGGUGCCUUUUGGCAAACUCCAAGCGGGCUGUCAUGUGCCUUUUACUGAGGAGUUGCUUCCGUCUGGCCACUCUACCAUAAAGGCCUGAUUGCUGGAGUGCUGCAGAGAUGGUUUUCUUUCUAGAAUGUUCUCCCAUCUCCACAGAGGAACUCUGGAGCUCUAUCAGAGUGACCAUCGGGUUCUUGGUCACCUCCCUAAUCAAGGCCUUUCUCCACCGAUUGCUCAGUUUGGCCGUGCGGCCAGCUCUAGGAAGAGUCUUGGUGGUUCCAAACAUCUUCUAUUUAAGAAUGAUGGAGGCCACUGUGUUCUUGGGGACCUUCAAUGCUGCCGAAAUCUGUGCCUCGACACAAUCCUGUCUCGGAGCUCUAUGGACAAUUCCUUCGACCUCAUGGCUUGGUUUUUGCUCAGACAUGCACUGUCAACUGUGGGACCUUAUAUAGGCAGGUGUGUGCCUUUCCAAAUCAUGUCCAAUCAAUUGAAUGUACCACAGGUGGACGUAGUCAAGUUGUAGAAACAUCUCAAGGAUGAUCAAUGGAAACAGGAUGCACCUGAGCACAAUUUCGAGUCUCAUAGCAAAGGGUCUGAAUACUUAUGUAAAUAAGGUGUAUAUAUUGGAAAUUUGCAAACAUUUCUAAAACCUUUUGUCACUUUGUCAUUAUGGGAUAUUGUGUGUAGAUUGAUGAGGAUUUUUUAAAUGUUUUAAUCCAUUUUAGAAUAAGGCUGUAACGUAACAAAAUGUGGAAAAGGUCAAGGGGUCUGAAUACUUUCCGAAUGCACUGUAAAUAGAUGGUCUGUCUGAAAGUGUCCAUGGAUCAGGCCAUCUGCUAGCUAGACAGACAGUGACAGACAUUUAAUAUAAUGUUCCACUGACUGAGGUUUGUUUUCUGGUAUGUAUGAGCCAUGAGCAGUUCAAGUCAUAUCCUGUCUUGUGCUGGUAGCUGGUGUGUAGCCAGUCAAUAGUAGCUGAAAGUGAAAAUUCACAUCCAGAUGCACAAGCUAUGGUCUAUGAUGUCACUUCCUGUGUGGGUGGUGGCGGUGCAUCGGGCCUCAAAAGUUGGCCUCAACUUCUGCUUGACACAUGAAACAGGCAGUUAAUUCUCUCAUUAUUGAUUGCUGUUAACACACAUCUCUAGUCACUGGAGAUGUAGUGGGGGGCUUUUCCCACACACAUCUGAUUCUGUGUGUGUGUGUGUGUCUGUUUGUGUGUGUGUGUCUGUGUGUGUGUGUCUGUGCGUUGGCGUGCCUGAUUGCUUGUGCAUGUGCGUAUUAUCAUUAUUAUUAUAUUAACUUUUAUUUAGUCAUGGGAAAUGGUGCCCUGAGCUCCUUUUUUUUAAAAGGAUACCCCCGCGCGUAUGUUCAUACUUCGUACACUUAUGUGUGUGUGUCCUCCCUCUUCCCCUGUGGUGCAGGAGCAGGGCAACGGGGGGCAGAACGGAGCAGACAGGGGGAACCUGCGGAAGGCCCACAGCCAGCUGCCCUACCUCCUGGGGCGGGGGGCACAGGACCAGGCUCUCAUCAAGGCUGGAUACUGUGUCAAGCAGGGAGCUGUGGUAGGUAGACAGUAGAGGAGGACUCUCUCUCGGGGGAGGGGCGAGAGUGCUGUUGUAGCAGCCUACACUCAGACCAUGGACGUAUUCAUAAAGGAAUGCAGUGGAAAACAUUUUGCACAGAAAAUGAAAAUGAGUGUUUCUUAUUGGACAAGUCCAGGUAGUCGCUCCCUGUUUCUGUCCAUUUUCCUCUGUGUGGUACCUAAUGAAUACACCACAGGCUCAGAGAUAUUCUCUGUCAGCUACAAGCAUUUAAUACUACCAGCGCUGUGUGUUUGUUGUUGUGUAGGAUUAUGAUGAGUUAGAAAGCAGUGGGAUUCUGACCAGAUGUUUGGGACACAAAGCCAGGGUGCUGAGGGUGAAUUAUAUCCCUCAUUGUUGUCCUGCCGUUAACCUACUGUACCUUCUCUUAUCUCCUAUAAAUAGACCAUAUUAACCACAGUAAUCCAGCCAUUCUAAAGCAAGCAGUGGUCCUAUACAAUAUCAGAAUAGCUAUCAAUUAGCCACAUUCUUUGCAAGUCAAUGGAUUUGGAGGUGCUGGAAAUGUUGCUAGCCAAUUGUAUAUGGCUUUCAAAUGUUUUCCUUUCUCUUCCGCAGAUGAAAAACUGGAAGAGGAGAUACUUCUUACUGGAGGAGAACGCGGUCAGCUACUUUAAGUCAGACCUGGUGAGUGGGAUUCUCUCUCCUCUCCAUCUCUGCGACUGUGAGCGAGGUGACACACUCUCCACAUAAAAUGUCCUUGAGCCGCCCACCCGCCUGCCCCAACACACACACACACACACACACACACACAAUACAAUACAAAGGAGCUGUGUGACCCCAUUGGCCAGCAGUUCGUCUUUGUGUUGCACCUGUGUUUCACAGACCCCUAGAGCCCUGGACAGACAGACACACACACACACACACACACACACACACACACACACACACACACACACACACAUCAGAUAAGAGCUGACUCCAGGCCUGUGCAUUGUUCACGGCUCCCAAAGCUCUUGGCACAGCUACUAAUAAAUAGGACUUCCAAAUCGACAAGCCUGGUUUUGAUUUCUCCUCUAUGAGGGAAAGGUUAGAUUCUUAGCAUUCAUAUUCUGUGCUGUGGCUAAAUGACUGCUAGAUUGUUGAUAGAUCUGUUUGUCCCUCUCACGUUCUGCACCUCCUCUCUCAUGAUCUGAGAGGUAGAGAACAAGUUCAGACAAGAGGGACAAGUUGUCUGCCUCUUUUCCUCCGUUAGGAGUGGUUAGUGUGCUGCUGCAGUGGAAUUAGCUUGUCUCCCAUUGGCCCUAACACUGGGCCUGAGUGUGUACUCUCUGUCCAGACCACUUCAUCUCUCCAUCCUCUCCUACUAAAAUGCCAUUAAUGCCUCUAUCCCAUUGCCAAAGACAUGCAGAGAUACGUCUCUUAUAGAGAUAAUGAUGGGGUUGAGCUAUUGAUUGUCCCUGGGCUUGCAACGUCAACAUAUCCAGACAAGCUCAUUAACACACCCACACCUAUUUUGAUGCCCUACUGUAAUCUCAUAGUGUGUGUGUGGUUAUAGGGGGACGGGGGUAUUACCUUUGGGGAUUGUUGUCUCAGCACGUUGUGAAUUCCAUUCCUGGUGCUCCACGUGUAGACAGAGUAGCAUGUCCCAGCCUGUGUUCUUGUGUGUGUGGGUGCGUGCUUCGGCAUUCGUGUUUGUGUGCUGCCUUGGCACUCUCUGCCAGAGUCUCUGGGGGCUUGCCCUGUGUAACACUACCCUCCACACUCCUGCUUAGUGGUUUAGCAAGAUGGGAAAGAAUUGCGUACAAUUAAAGACUCGACCUGUGUCUCCGUCACAAGGCAAUUAUCUACCCCAGGAUCAGACCCGGGCCCCCUUCUCCGCUGCCUUUUCCCCCUUUAUUAGGCUUCACUCUGCAGCUUUGAGCUGUGUGUGUGUGGGUGAAUGGAUGGGUGGUUGGCAGCAGGUGGGCAGGGAUCCUGUUAUGUUCCUAAUAAUAUAGCAUAAUGUCAAUGAGAGCCUAUUGUCAAUAAUCAUAUGCUUAAUCCUAGAACCUUUAGCAGAUGGGGAAAAUGAGGCAAGUCCUCAGUUUAGUCCUACAGUGGAUGCAUUUUUGUCCCAUAGCUUCAUUCUAGGCCUGUGAUAGCUGUUGUCCAGGGUGUUACGUGCAGCUUGCUGAUGCUGAGCCUCUCUAAAAAGCAAGCGUGACGAAACGCCCUGGAUCAGAGCUAGGCCUGUGAGUACUCCCCUCCUACCCUCUCAGCCUGUCCUCUCUAUUCAAGGCACAUCAGGAACUAGCUCUGGUGCUGUCACGUUACAUUAGCCUUAGGCUUCACUUUGUGUUUUGUUUAUGUCAUGUUGCUUGUGUCGAAUUAAUUAUAUAUUGUGAUGGUGUAACAUGUUCUGUGGCUAUCUCCUCUUUUCUCUCACACUUUCUUUCUUUCUCUCUGUCUUUCUUUCUUUCGCUGUCUUUCUUUGUCUUUCUCUCUUUCUUUCUUUCUCUCUCUUUCUCUUAGGAGAGAGAGCCACUGCGUGUAAUCCCGCUGAAAGAGGUUCACAAAGUUCAGGAGUGCAAGCAGAGGUCAGUGUCUUUUACUCUUUAGUCACUGAGCUAGACAGAUUGGCUAUUGACACUGGCAGACCAAGUGCCAAGGUGAUAGGGCUGGGAGGGAGACGUGGGCUGUGUCCCAAAUGGCACCCUAUUCCCUAUUUGGUGCACUGCUUUUGACCAGGGACAAUAUACACUAUAUAGGGAACAGCGUGCCAUUUGGGACGCAGACAUGGCUGACAACUGUAGCGUCCUCACAGAUAAGAAAAGUAAAUGUUGGAUAUGGACUCACAGAAUUGGCUUACUGUCGUCAUUCGAUGGCGAUGCACUCUCUUACAUUCACACCCAGUGAUUUACGUUACUGGAUGUUUGAAUAUGAAUGAAAGUGUUGUCAUCUCUUUCCAUCCAGUGACUUAAUGCAGAGGGACAAUCUAUUUGAAGUGGUCACUAGCUCAAGGACCUUUUACAUACAGGUGAGACAAUUUCUUUCUCCAGAUAAUGUCUGAAUAUAUUGACUGAAUUCCCUUGAAGAGAUACAGUAACUGUCCAUUGCCAUUGGCACACAGUAACCUAUUCCUCUCUCUCUGUUUUCUUUGUGACCCCUCUUCCUUCCUCUGUAGUCGGACAGUCCAGAGGAGAUGCACAGCUGGAUCAAGGCCAUCUCAGGAGCCAUUGUGGCCCAGCGGGGGCCUGGACGCUCAGCUGCCUCUGUACGUAUGCAGUUCCUGCAUACUGGCUCUGUAUGGGACCCACAGGGUGUCAAAACGUUCAACACUUUAGUUCCAGCCAAGUAUUACAUAACACACCUGGUUCAACUAACCAAGGGCUUGGUGGUUAGUUGGAUCAGGUGUGUUUGUGCUGGGCUAGAAUAAAAGCCUGCACGUUCUGUGUGUGCCCAGGAAGGGUAUUGGAGAUCUCUGCUCUGAGGGGGAGAAACUUUACUGUCUCUGCAGGAAACCAUAUUUUAUCGAAAUAUCAAAUCAAAAUCAAAUCAAAUCAAAUUUUAUUGGCCACAUGCGCCGAAUACAACAGGUGCAGACAUUACAGUGAAAUGCUUACUUACAGCCCUUAACCAACAGUGCAUUUAUUUUUAAUAAAAAAGUAGAAUAAAACAACAAAAAAGUGUUGAGAAAAAAAGAGCAGAAGUAAAAUAAAAUAACAGUAGGGAGGCAAUAUAUACAGGGGGGUACCGGUGCAGAGUCAAUGUGCGGGGGCACCGGCUAGUUGAGGUAGUUGAAGUAAUAUGUACAUGUGGGUAGAGUGACUAUGCAUAAAUAAUUAACAGAGUAGCAGCAGCGUAAAAAGAUGGGGUGGGGGGGCAGUGCAAAUAGUCUGGGUAGCCAUGAUUAGCUGUUCAGGAGUCUUGUGGCUUGGGGGUAGAAGCUGUUGAGAAGUCUUUUGGACCUAGACUUGGCACUCCGGUACCGCUUGCCGUGCGGUAGCAGAGAGAACAGUCUAUGACUAGGGUGGCUGGAGUCUUUGACAAUUUUGAGGGCCUUCCUCUGACACCGCCUGGUAUAGAGGUCCUGGAUGGCUAGAAUGUCUCUAGUUUGUAGAUAAUCUGUUUCUGGCUGUUUGGAAUUUAAACCAUUCACCCACCCACCACCCCAGUUUAGAAACUGGACAUCACAGUUGGAUUUCUAUACCUGUGUGCCACCGUGAUUUUCAUUUUUUUUGUUGGUUUCCAUGUUCGUAUAUUUGCAUUGACAUACUGUAGGUGUAGCUUACACUACAGUACACAAGGCAGUAUUCUAUCUCUACUCAACCAGGUGAUGCUGCGAGAUACCCCACCUCAAACCGUAACCGACGGUCACCUUGGAACACACACACACGCACAGAAUAGGAAACUCCACCGCCAAAUCCAGCCACUCUCCUGUUCUCUCUCCUCCCUGCCUCUCUCCCUCUCUCGGCCUCCCCCGUUCUCUCUCUCCUAACGAAGCUGUGCAUUACUGUGUUGUUGCAGAUGCGUCAGGCCCGUCGGCUGUCGAACCCUUGUAUACAGAGGUAUACAUUCCGCAAUGGUGAAUGCAGCACGUAUGUGAGCCCCCGUGUCAGUCAAGCAGCUUCCUCUCUGUUUCGCCAAGUAGUAGUCCUAGGUUGCAUCUGAAAUGUCAGCAUAUUCCUUAAAUUGUGCACUACUUUUGACCAGGGCCCAUAGGGAGGCUCUGGUCAAAACCUAUUUUCCCUAUAUAGUGUUCAUUUCGACCAGGGGAGCUCUGGUCAAAAGACGUGCACUAUAUAGGGAAUAGGGUGCCAUUUCAGAUGCAGCCCUAGUCUACUGUAGUGGAAUGAAGCUUUGAUGACUGCUUAUUCCCCUCUGAAACACCCAAGCAAGCCCAGUUACUAACUAGAUAAUAGAUAGACUUCCAUCUCAUGCUUGAGUGCUGAUCAUUAGCCCCGCCCCCCUUCUCCAUCCUAACUGUUCUGGACAGACAUCAUCUAAUCUGCCAUUGAUUGACCAGACUAACUCGACAAAUCCACAUGACCUCACUCCUCCUCCUUCCAGAGCUCAGUAUUGACUGGUCUGUUCUUGACUAGGCUUCUUGGAAAACUCCCUCUGGCAUCAGUGGUUUUCGAUACCUUCUUCCUCAACCGAUUUUAAUGCAUUUACAACACAUUUUGUGAUCUCCAGGUCCGUUUUUGGCAGUUUUUUCACAAUUCUGGUUGUGAACUGAGUUCCCGUUCCUUUAUACAGACAAUGAAAAAAUGAAAAGGGCCAUCUAUCUGGCCUCCAUGUGCAAGCAAAUAUUCCACAUAGAACCCACUUGCGUCACUGGGUUCCAAUGUAGCGUGGGAAGCUGUAGUACAGGAACCUGUAGCUGCUAUCUAGGCCUAAGGCUGGUGGUGCAUGUUCCCCCACCUCUCCUAGAAACACACACAGCAAUCCUCAAGGUUGACCAUUACAGUAUAUCUUCAUUCAUUCUUUCAUUCAUUCAUUGGCUUCAACAUCUUACACUUACCAACUUUGAGACUUUUUAACAUUUCCACAUUUCUUUUAGUCUCUAGUUACCCAUUUGGUUUGGGGAAAGUAUGUCUAGUAGUUUGAAGCCUUUCAUGCUCUCUAAUGACCCAGUAAUACUGUGAUUCUUGUCAACAUGUCCUCAUGCACCCCACCCCUUCAACACACACUUACGUUCUCAGAGUUCUACCCAUUUAUUCUGAUUUCUUUUCAUUCCUUAUUUUCUCGAAUCUCACCCUGUGUCACUUUUUCCACUUUUUCACUCCCUUGCUGGAACUCGCCAUUCCUCAACAGGUUUUUAGCUCGCUGUAACUGGUCAUCUUUUCGCUAACAUUUGGCCGUCUGUUUUCUUUGUUUUGUCUUUUGUCCCUGUCGUGUUUUUCAGAGAGUCAAAUGUGACAGUGAGGUACUAACAUUCCCCAAGUGAGCUCUACUGUACAUCCACUGUCUACUGUACCACCACUGUGUGUGCUGCCAUCCUCCUCCUUCAACUACAUCUGCUGCCUUAGUCUGCCGCUGCUUAUCUCCUGCUUCCUCCACUACUCCUCUUUGCACCAGCACCACUAUAGAUACUACUACUGCUUCUACUACUGCUGCUGCUGUCCUACCUCCCUUUGCCACCCUUUGUCACUGCCCCUGCUACAGCACUGUGACUGACCUGACUGACUCCCCUGCAUCCAGUGCUUCUGAAUCUGAAUGACUUUGUCCCCCUCCUACCUCCGUUCCCUCCCGUACACUCUGCAGGAGCACAGCGACCACUCCACCACCAACACCCCCUCCGCCUUCUACUGUAGCAGCAACCAGGGGGGACCCCCUCUCCCUCGCUCGCCCAUCCAGGCAGAGCUCCCCUACCCCCAGCCCCAGAGGGUCCCGGGCCCGGGCCCUGACCUGGAACAGCCAGGACUUCAUGGGCCUGCUGCCCUGGCGAGGCCACCAGGGGGCACCACCACGGCACCGCUCCCGCCUCUCUCUCCAGGAGACCCCUCGUCUGUCCAAGUGAGUGCCUCGUCCCAUUACCACACCAAAGCCCACCAGGAGGACCUGUCGCCAUGGAGACGGCGCAGCAAGGUAGAGGGCGACCAACCGGAACUCUCCUCCCUCAGCUUCGAGGACUCAGACCUGCAUGUCAGCCUGGUGUGAGCCUCUAACCCUGACCCCUCCGGUCUGGAUUCACACUGACAGAAAGGGGACUGGACACAGUGGACAGUCAUCAACAACGACAAGAGGAAAGCCAAUCAAACGUGACCAAAAUGGAGCUGAACCAAUCAGAGCCAACCUGGCCCUCAGGAAGACAGGAAGUGGUCCCUGGCUGUGACCGUUGAUCGUCUACUCUCCCCUGUUUCCAGACCCUCUCUUAACACAGCAAAUGGCGUGACUUUUCAGGGCAAGGAGAUGUCGUCAGAUUCUGUUUUAUUUCAGUCUUUUUCAUUAUUGAUAUUUCUGUUGGGUGUUGCUCUUUCUUUCUUGUUGUUGGUAUUGUAUGGUAUGAUUCCUGAACAUCCUCCCCUGUCCAUUGGCUCAAGAGGUUACAAGAGGUGGACUGGGUUGGCUACUCUGCUGAGAAACUCACUAAUCAUGUUUGUCAUUCUGUCCCACACCACUUCCUCCUCCCCGAAGUCACUUGAUUUACUGUUAUCAGGGUUGUUGGGACUACUAUAAAAAAGGGGCUAGAUGUUAUUUGUAUUCAUAGUUAUGUAAAUGAAAAAGGUUUAACUGUUGACAAUGAGACAACCCCACUCAUACAUAAAAACAUAAACGUGAGGUUUAGAUUUGUAUGUACUUUUAAGAUGUGAAAUAUAUUUGCUUUUAAGCUGACCGUUUAGUUUCUAUCCAAAGCAUGCUGUUGUUGAAGCACAUAAUGAAAUAUGGAACCAAAUCCUAAAGAUAACUUAUCAGAUGAAAAUCCCUGCAGCUUUCUUAUUUUCAGUUACGUUUUAGAGAGAAAGUGGGUGUUAUGUGUUAUAUUUCUGUUUUUAGUCAUCAUUCAGAUACAUAUGCUUUGAGUCCUUCUGUUCAUAUGAGAGUUACAACUGUUGUGUUUUAGACUCUCUCUCUCGCUCUCAUCAGUCACACACACACUGUCACACCUCUGUGUUUUGCCAAAUGAAGUUCUGCACUGUAUUGUAUGUGCCUGCCAAUGUUAGCAUGCAUUUGUAUAGAGACUUCUCCCUCAGGAGGACAUAUACAGUACAACACAUCUAUACGCCUCUGGGCAGGGCCUUUCAAUUGGCACUUUGUGGACUGUGGGCAGAUAAGCUGCCCACUGCCCUUGAUCUGUUUUAUGGGUGUUCCUUCGUGGUCCUCUUCUCUUUUCUACUGUACGACUAUUUUACUACUUUUCCAUAUGCUGUGACAGUUUGUGUGUCUGUGGGGAGGCAUACUGUGCUU